Messenger RNA from Morchella importuna, 456 nucleotides. RefSeq lists its product as uncharacterized. The record is from RefSeq and is a predicted model, not a curated record. The transcript has 5 exons. Lineage: Eukaryota; Fungi; Ascomycota; Pezizomycetes; Pezizales; Morchellaceae. The coding region runs from base 1 to 456 and encodes 151 amino acids.
AUGCGGCAACGAAGGGAUCCUGUGCAUCUUCAGCAGAAGUCGGUGAAUCAUAGAGAGAAACGGACAUUUAGGAAUGAGGUGAACUCUGGUGAAGUAGAGAGCGUUGUACAAGGAGGGGUCCCCGCAAAACCUUCAAGCAUCCCUCUGUUGCUUAGCUUUCUCUGUCGCAUCCCCCAUCCACCAUCAGUCAUCUAUCUUCUAUCAGAAUCACCAUCAUCAUUCAUCUUCAAACUUGCGUUUUCUUAUCAACAGCGAAAUAACAAAUUCUUGCUAUUCUGCGAGACAAAGACUCCCCUGCGUAUUGCAAAGAAAAUUUGCCCGCUAGCAGCUGCAAAAGAGCGCAAAGCCACUCCGCGCACGACGCUCUCGUCAAAGAACCCCUUCUUCCUGCAGAAACCUCAUAAAAAUCAGAUCCGAGCUCCCAACAGACUCAAGUCCCGGUUCCUGUUCCCUUAA